Molecule: messenger RNA, 932 nt
Organism: Raphanus sativus (radish)
Lineage: Eukaryota; Viridiplantae; Streptophyta; Magnoliopsida; Brassicales; Brassicaceae
Product: glycine-rich protein 5
Exons: 1
Coding region: 115-711 (198 amino acids)
Source: RefSeq, a predicted model, not a curated record
CCAACCUUACAUUUUGCUAUAUAAACCCUAGAAACUCAUUGUAAACCUCAACAACAUUUACAAGACGAUCAACAUAACUAAUAGAAGAGAGAGGGAGAGCGGAGAGAAAGAGAGAUGUCGAGAGUUUUGUCCGUCGUUUGUGUCUUGCUCGCUAUGUCAUUCGUCCAUGCACGUGCUCGUCAAGUGCCUGGCGAGUUUGACGAUGGCAAGACGACGACACGUGAAGAUACAACAACAACGCUCGUGCAUGCAAAUGCAGCAGAUCAGUCACCACCAAAAAGUCUCGGCGACAAAAAAUGUAUCGGCAAAGUCGGAGGAAUAGGUGGAUUCGCGGGGGUCGGUGGUUAUGCCGGCGUGGGAGGUCUAGGUAUGCCCCUCAUCGGUGGUCUAGGCGGUAUCGGUAAAUACGGUGGCAUUGGCGGUGCAGCUGGAAUCGGUGGAUUUAAGGGUCUAGGUGGAGGUUUGGGAGGCGGUGUUGGAGGUCUUGGUGGAGUUGGUGGGGGUAUUGGUAAGGCAGGUGGUAUUGGUGGUGUUGGCGGAGCUGGAGGUGGUUUAGGCGGUUUAGGUGGAAUUGGUGGUGGUGGUAUUGGUAAGGUAGGUGGUAUUGGUAGUGUUGGUGGUAUCUGCGGUGGACACGGCGUGGUCGGUGGCGUAGGCGGUGGACAUGGCGUGGUUAGUGGCUUUGGCGGUGGGAUACUUCCACAUCCUUGAUGGAUAUACGAGGCUUUAGUAGAGUUAUUUUGUUGAUUAGGGUUUCAUUAAGGAGUGAUUGAUUUGUACUCGGAUCUAUAAUUGUUGGUCUCUUUGGGUGAUCAUUAGGGUGACCUUUUGAUCUAUUGUCUUGUUUGGGUGUUUUUUCCUUUGCAAUGUUUGCUUCGAUUUCGUCGUCAUGUUAUAUAAUGUGUCACUCUUUAUGUUUAAUCGGUGAUUCA